UCCUACCCACUGUCUAAUCGUGCUGAGUGAGCUGACAAGUGACAACUCAAUGAGGCUGGGGGCAAAACAACGUGAAUACCCUGAGACACCUGAAUCUUGGUCCAACCCAGCGAUCGUAAAGUCCGCCCAGGUUGAAUGACGACGGGAGCAUUACUUCUACAAGGAUGAAAGGGGUCCCAGCCUUAUCUCUACUCCUCUGGGUGUGUUCAAUGUAUUUUGUGGGAAUUUACCUGUUUAUGAGUGGGUUUCUGCUGGUACGAGUGGAGGUGAACCGCACCAGCACCUGCGGAGAUGUACUGGAGCCAAGCGGACAGUCAAGAGACUUUUGUGGGGUACAACCACGUUUUCGUAGGGCUGUCAUAAUCCUCAUCGAUGCCUUGAAGUUUGACUUUGCUCAUUUUGAUCCCCACAACACGUCGCCCCGUUUCUUUGAGAACAAGCUGCGUGUUUUUGAGGAGACAACCUCAUCCAGGCCUACACAGUGCCGCUUGUACCCAUUUCGUGCUGACCCACCCACGACCACCAUGCAGAGGAUCAAGGGAUUGACUACUGGAUCUUUGCCUACUUUUGUUGAUAUAAGUAAUAACUUUGCAUCUAGUGCCAUCUUGGAGGACAACCUCAUCCACCAGUUUGGUCAAGUUGGAAAACGAGUGGUAUUCAUGGGUGAUGACACCUGGGAGAGUCUUUUCCCAAAGAAAUUCUACCGCUCUCUGCCCUUUCCCUCUUUUAAUGUAAAGGACCUACACACUGUGGACAAUGGGAUCCUCCAGGAUCUCUACAAAACUAUGGUGGGCGAUCAAUGGGAUAUAUUGGUUGCUCAUUUCCUCGGGGUGGACCACUGUGGUCACACGUUUGGUCCUGACCACCCAGCAAUGGCAGACAAACUUGUCCAAAUGGAUGGAGUCAUCAGGUCUGUGAUCGACCGUAUGCAAAACGACACAAUCUUGGUAGUGAUGGGAGAUCACGGGAUGACAGACACAGGUGAUCAUGGAGGUGAAAGUCAGAAGGAGACUGAUUCAGCCAUUUUUCUCUACAGUCCUGUUCCCCUCUUUCCUGGAGCGCCGUCACAGAAUGAACCAGAUGUGGUGCCCCAGACUGACCUGGUACCCACCCUGGCCCUGCUGCUUGGCGUGCCUAUCCCAUACAGCAGUGUCGGCCAGGUUCUAUUACCAGUGUUUCCACCGGUUGGCACAGCAACAGACGCAGUUGCACGUCCCAGCCAGCUAGAGGCGCUGUGGAUUAAUGCAAAACAGGUCAACCGUUUCCUGGUGUCAUACUCUGGUGUGGCCAAUGAUAUACCACCUGACACUAUGACUCUGCUUAAGGAUCAGUUUGAAAAUAUCUCCUCAGAGUAUCUCAAAUUCGUCCGAGAGAGACACUCAUCCUCUCAUGAACUGCUGACUGAACUGCAGGCCUACCUCACCUCUGUCCGUGAUGCUUGCCGAGCCAUCUGGGCACGUUUCAGCCCGCUUAAAAUGGUUGUCGGUAUAAUCAUCUUGGCGCUUGCCUGUAUGACGUGUUUCACCGUGUCGGAAAUAUCAUUUGUGCUUGUCAGAGAGAAUAAUUUCCCUCUGAAGGCGGCUGUUGUAGGUGUGCUGAUUGCUGGCAUUUGUGUUGCUGUUGGUCAGCUGCUCUCUUGCGGCCGUAUCGAGUUUAUGUGGUGCAUGGCUGCUUCGGCCUUCACCUCAGAGCUGUUCUUUCUGUUCCGGGCCCUCCAGUCUAAGAAAACCGCCAUGGUUAAAAAUGGAGCUAAAGCCCGCAUGAGUGCAAGUAGGAGGACCCCGCAUAAUCCUUUCUCACCACCUUUCUUGGUCAUACUCAUUCGCUGUUUUGCCAUGUUUUCUGACAGCUAUCUAUUUGCUGAGGGUCGUGUUGUCACCUUCUUGCUUUUAACCUUGGCUAUCUGCAUUCUUCUUCAUCUCAAUUGGGAAGGCCUCCUCCUGCCUACCAACCAAGACCCUUUGAAGCCUACAUUGCUGCUGCCCUCACCUGCUUCUGCAUCAGCAACAGUAAGGAAAGAAAGUAGCACUCUCCUAGCCUUCUUUGCUCCCCUCGUUGGGAGCCUCUAUCUCUCCCUCUUCUUCCAUGGCUGUAGAGAAGGGGAUAUUUCCUGUCAGCCAUCUCCCUUCCUUUCUUCUCUUGCUCGGGUGAAGGAUAAUAAGCUGAAGAACAUUUACUACAUCCUCUCGGUCUUCUCACUAGCUGUUUGGACAUAUCUUCUAAGAAGAUGUCUACGCUACUACGGAAACCUAAACUCCUCAGGUGGAACAGUAUUUACAGCCCGAUGGAUCCUACCCUUGCUGUCUGUGUGUCUGGGUCUUCAUUGGGCAGUUAGUGCCUCUCCAGAGGAUAAUUUCAGAGAUUUAGCUGAGCUGAUCAAACUGGCCCAGCUUGUCCUCCCUAGGGCUGCCUAUUGUCUCCUGGGACUGGGGUUCACACUGAUCUGGCUCGAUCCACUCACUGUAUUUGUGAAGGCCAGACCUGCAAGUAUGACUAAGAGUUCAUCUGUGCCACCGCCACGCUACCGAGCCAGCACCGGUAUAAGCCCCCAAGCAGAGCUUCACCACCUCAUCCCCCAAAUCUACCAGCGAAUGCGGCACUCGUUAAAUGACGAAGAGACGAGUCAGGCCGGUAAACUGGCCAAUAGACAUGCUGUAGAGGCUUACGGCCUAGGAACGGUCUACUCUGCCCCACUGCUUCUGUUCUGUGGGCUGCUGGGAUUGGGUCUGAUGCUUUUGCACCCAGAGGGCAUGGCUCUGUCAUUCCUCCUCCUGCUGUUUGAAAUGGGGGCUCUGCUGCACAUUCACGCCUCCUCCACAACCCUCUAUGGCCGGCAGGGUGUAUAUUGUGAUGGUUUCAAUGUGCCUUGGACUCCUAUUGUGCUGUGGUCACUGGCAGCAUCCCAGUUUUUCCACGCAACAGGUCACCUGCCUUCCUUCCCUUCCAUUCAGUGGGGAGCAGCCUUUGUAGGAUUUCCUGACGGGCACACAGGCACCUUACUGCCGGCCUCAUUGGUUGCCCUCAACACGUUUGCUUCACAGAUACUGUUUGCAGUGGGAUGUCCGUUGCUGCUUUUUUGGCCUUUGGUGUGCGAGGUCCGUGGAAUUCGGAUAGAAAAAGGAGGAGAUGACGCCGUGAUGGAAAUGAGGCUGAGGGAGAAGCCUCAGAUGUUCAGCUGGGCUCUGCUGCAACUCUCAACACGCUACCUCUUUAUUCAAGGACUGCAGGUCUUUUCUUCAGCAUGUGCAGCUGCUAUUCUCAGGAGACACCUAAUGGUGUGGAGUGUUUUCGCACCCAAGUUAAUGUUUGAAGCUUCAGGGUUCCUGGUGAGCUGCAUAUGUUCGCUGCUUGGUGUCUCAUUAGUGCUUAGAGUCGAUGUGGCCGUUGGACGUUGGUUCAAGAGACUUAUCCCUGACGUGUCUAGGUAGCAACAACCAAACUGCUGCUUCACCAUUGCAGCCCACUGGAGAACACUGUGCCAUAAAAGGAAUGGUUAAAGUGGUUAAGCUCUGAAGACACUUCAUCUCAAGCGCAAAGGCUCAACCAGAGACAGACCUAAAGCCUCAAUAGUGAGCUGGUUGGCUGGCUGGAGAGAUGUUAAGUCUGCCAAAUCUGGAACAUUUUGAAAGUUUAUUUUUCUUUCAGACACGUAAAUGAACUACCAAUUUAAUAAGUCUGAGUAAGAUAUGCACUUUUUGAAUGUUUUCCCCAUUCUUAAAUGUCUUACAGCCUCAGAAAGCAAAGGUGUUGUUCAUUGUGCAGUAAUCAGACAUUUUUAAAAGACUAAUCUACGACUGUCACUGCUGCCUCCACUGUUAAGUACAGUAUAAUCUGGAAAAUACGGUACUAGGCGAAUACAUUGGUACCUCGACAUACGAUCCUUUUGACAUUCCACGUAAAAUUUGACUAGCCAUUUGUCUUUACAUAUGACGACAUGCUCAAAAUACGACGAUUAAUGACAGCGUCGCAAUUCCAUUGUUUUCCUGCGAGACGGACAUACGGUGGAUUUUCUUGUGAGAGAAAUCAACACGGGUCCCAAGAAGGAUAGUGCAAGUGGUGGAAAGAGGUGAUGCUUACCAUUGAAAUUAAGAAAGAACUGAUAGAAAAAUAUAAGCGUGAUGUGCGUGUGAGUGAACUGGCUAGACAUCGCGGCUUACUGGGCCGCUCCACCCCCACCAACGACAAACAGCAUGCAAAGGAGAACUGCCUUAUUAGAACCCAAUUAGUUGCAUUAUUGUGGAACAAAUUCGUAUGAAGAGGUACCACUGUACAAUGCAAAUAGAAUGUGUCACUUUUGUGGCUUCCCAAGAAUACUAGCACACCUCUUGUGGUUAUCACAAAAAAAAAAAAAAAACUCCCUAUUUUUGCUGUAUAAUGUAUUUUUGUUGUGUUUAGAUAAUACUGAAGUGCCAGGUUACUGUCAAUUUUAAAUAUUUAAAUCACAAUUGAUCAUUGUAAUGCAAGCACUAAUUUGAAUAAUAAUAAUAAUAAUAAUUAGAAGACAUCUAAAAGAAUUCUACUUAAAACUAUCAUGUGUUUUGUUUUUGUGUGUUUUGAGUUAUUAAGCUGUCAUUUUAAUAGGGCUGUUGACUUUUGACAUGUCAUUUCAUAUUUUUACGAAUGAUUUGUAGCAUUGUUUCCAAAUUCCUAAUUGAAUAGAUGUCUUACUCAUGACAUAAAGCAAUGUCUUAUUUUUGAAUAAUGUAGUGAAAGGUCAUUGAAUCCACAACCUUUAGAAACAAUGUAUUUUCUGAAGAAUGUCCGAGUCAGUGUCCAGGUUACUAUGUGUAAUGUGUUGCUAAUAAUUCAUUAAAAUAAUGCACAUUGAAAGUAUGUUGAGCUCAGGUUGAAAAAACACUGCGUUCGUCAGAUCAAUGGAAGGUUCUGUUCCAUGGAGCGUCUGCUGUGGUGUCAAUUUUUGUUGGCUUGUUCUGAGUAAAAUGCGUAGGACAAUACGAGGAACUAAAAUAAUUUAAAAUAAAAUAAUUUAUAUAACUUUAUAAUAUG
Messenger RNA from Corythoichthys intestinalis (scribbled pipefish), 5007 nucleotides. It is a transcript of the gene pigo, whose product is annotated as phosphatidylinositol glycan anchor biosynthesis, class O. NCBI's taxonomy places the organism in Eukaryota, Metazoa, Chordata, Actinopteri, Syngnathiformes, Syngnathidae. Gene Ontology annotation, biological process: GPI anchor biosynthetic process. Gene Ontology annotation, molecular function: mannose-ethanolamine phosphotransferase activity. Bases 165 to 3428 code for a protein of 1087 amino acids. Gene Ontology annotation, cellular component: endoplasmic reticulum membrane. The record is from RefSeq and is a predicted model, not a curated record. The transcript is spliced from 11 exons.